AGUGAGUGAGCGUGUGAGUGUGAGAGUGAGGGAGCGAGAGGGGUCUCUUCUUUGGAGUCGGUAGCGCUGGGCGCUCGCUUGCUCUGUCGAGUAGUGAGCUGGUGUCUUUCUGCUGCUGCCACCCCCAACAUCUUAUAGACGACUGACCACCAGUCCCAUCAGCAGUAGAGCAGGACGACGAAGAGGAAGGGAGGAAGGAAGAGAGAGAGAGAGAGAGAGGGAGAGGUGACAGAGGAGGAGGAAGAGAGGGUAGUAGGAGGAGGUAGGGAACAGGAGUUCUAGUUCUGCCGUCGGGGCAGAAUAAGAACGAAGAAGAAGAAGAAGAUUGCCGAUUACGAUUGAGACUUAUUUGUUGGUUUAUGUGUUUGUUUGCAAGUCUGGUCGGUGAAUUUGGUCGAGCCGAGCCGAGCCGAGAGGAAAACAACAGUGGGCGCUGACGCUGAAUGAUGAGUUUGCAACGGCAUAGCAAGGACGGAAGAGACUGGGAGUAGUAGUGUUCAGCACUACAGCCCUCGCUCGCUUGCGUUGAACGACGAGCUCUGCUCGUGUGUGAUACUCAGACAGACACACGGAUAGAUACAUACACACAUUCACAGCUAUAGCUAGAUCGGGUGGAAGCGUAUCGAAUGGUGGCCCACUGAGCUGGAUCAUGGCGCGCGAGCCCCGCCUUCUCUGAGCUCAUUCGGACAGUAUCCGUGGACACAGAGGAGCCUCAGCCCAUCAGUCGGUCAGCCACUGAAGUAACUGGACGAGGACGAGGACGAGGAGGCAACAGGAGAAGCAAGGGCCGAGUGGACAGCAGAGAGGAGUGCACGAGGAUGAGAUUCAGGCUUUGAGUCUGCGUCUUUCUCUGUCUCUCUGAUUUCAAUCUAGUACCGGCUGAUUGUGCAGGCGUCGAGUGGAUUGGCGAGAUAGGUAGGUAGAUAGAUAGAUAGAUUGAUAAACAGACAGACAUACCGAUAGAUAGUUAGCUAACGAUGAUAACGAUGAAGAGUAGAAUGCUUGGCCGGCGGGGGCUGCCGCUGCUCGUGGCGAUGUGGAGUGUGUGGGCGAUGGCGAUGGCGAGCCUGGGGAAUGCGCAGACGACGACGACCAACGGCACCAAGGCGCCGGCGCCCGCGACGCCCCCCAGCCCGCCGGUGGUGGCCGCGCCGCCCGCGCCGCCGCCCCUGUCGCCCAUGGAGGCGUCGGCGAUGGACGCGUGCACGGGAGUGUUCUUACAGUACCAAUUCAUGGGGACGCCGCUGAAAAUCUACCCGUUCAUGGACAACACGAGCACGUUGCUGCAGCCUUACAGAUUCGAGAGCGAGGUGACGCUGACCAACACCGGGUUCUCCAACGUGCUGGGCUGGGAGGUGUUCGUCGGGUUCCAGCACGGGGAGAUCAUCGCCGAUGCGCCGGGCGUGCUCUUCGUGGACGGCGAGUCGACGCCGGGCGUGUUCGCCGGCAAUGGCACCACCGUCAUGGGCACGGACCAACCGGACUUGAAAAACUCCAUCGACACGGCCAUGGAUUUGGACUUGAUUUCUGCCAGCUUCAGCUUCACCGGCACCGAGUUCGGCGUGGCCGACCCCGACGUUCCCAUGCCGAAGAACAUCAGCCUUCUGAAUCCCGGCUGGGAGUGCGGCCCCAUGGGCACCGAUUCCUCCGGGACGACGGCGGGGCGGUCGAUGUGGACGUGCUGCGCCGAGAACGUGACGGCGAUAAACACGACGGCGAAGGACUCGGGGUUCCUGCCGCGGGCGUCGGGCGACGUGGUGAUGUACUACGACGUGUUCCAGACGUUCGGGGACAACUACUGGGCCAAGGUGAGCAUCUCGAUGGAGGACCCGCUGGGGCGCAUCGACCACUGGAACCUGACCUGGGACUGGCGCCAGGGCGAGUUCAUCUUCGCCAUGAAGGGCGCGCAGAUCCUGGGCCCGCAGGAGCAGGACAAGUGCGUGCUGGGCAAGGCCGGGCAGUACUACGCCAGCAUGGACUUCUCGCAGGUCAUGAGUUGCUCGGCGUCGCCUACCAUAGUCGACCUGCCGCAGGACCAGAAGGACAACCCGGCCGUGGCCGUGCCCAACUGCUGCCGCAACGGCACGCUGCUGCCGGAGCUGGUGGACGCGUCGCAGACCAAGUCGGAGUUCCAGGUGCAGGUGUACAAGCUGCCGCCGAACCUGGACCGCGACGAGAUCCAGCCGCCGGUGAACUGGAACAUCGGCGAGGGCUACCAGUGCAGUCAACCGCGCGCGGUGUCGCCGUCGGAGUUCUCGCCCGACAACAUCCACUCGCAGUCGGCCGUCAAGAGCUGGCAGGUGGUGUGCAACAAGACCGAGACCAAGGCCAAGAAGUGCUGCGUCUCGUUCAGCACCUUCUACAACGACUCGGUGGUGCCGUGCCCGACCUGCGCCUGCGGCUGCGCCUCCAACACCUUCCCGUGGAACGGGCAGAAGUGCAACCCGGACAUCGACCCCAUGUUCCUGCCCUACAACGGCGUGCUGCUGCCGCCGUCCAACCGCACGGCGCUGGGCCUGCAGUUAGCCAAGCUCGACCACUACUCGGUGCCCACCGACGUGCAGGCCUGCCCGGACAACUGCGGCGUGGCCAUCAACUGGCACAUCUACUCGGACUACGUCGACGGCUGGAGCGCGCGCAUCACGCUCUUCAACUGGGACAAGACGUCCGUCCCGAAGUGGUUCUCGGCCAUCGAGCUGGAGAAGGCCAUGCCGGGCUACCAAAACGUCUACUCGUUCAACGGCACGAUCAUGCCGGACCUGAACGACGCGCUGCUCAUGCAGGGCCACUUCGGCUACGACAACGACUACCUGCUGGCCAUCGACCCCAAGGACAACCCCGGCAAGCUGCAGUCGCUCAUGUCCUUCGACAAGCGCAAGACGCCCGGCAUCAACGUGGUCAAGGGCGACGGCUUCCCCACCAAGGUCUGGUUCAACGGCGACGAGUGCGCCAUCCCCUCCUACUUCCCCACCGGCGCCGCGGCCUGGCAGGCGCGCCCCUCGCUGCGCCUCUCGCUCGGCGCGCUCGUGCUGGCCCUGGCGCUGCUCGUCGGGGGCCGCGACUUGUUGUGACUGUUGUGACGGACGCUUUCGUAUGGGGCCGAUUGUACAAUUGAGAAUAGCUAGCUAGGCUGUAAUUUUAGAGGUAAUGUUGGAAUGCAGAAGACUUAAUGAUUCUUUGGGCGGAGUUCGCCUUGGGGCGAACCCGCCCCCGCUAAGCUAGUAGACAGGAGGGCGAGGCCCUUAGAGCCGCCCGCGCGAGUUUGUUCCAGCACUGCGAAGCGGUGGUGGCUGGGAGGCGACGUCCCGAGGUCGCGCGCCGAGCGACGGGGUCGUUCGAUUUCCACAAUUUUGAGUCGCGUGCCAUUUCCGAGGACCGGCUGGACGGAGAAAUCCUCCGUCUGUUCGGCGGUGCACUUCGCAGCAUAAUCUGCCCACGGACCCGCCCGAGGACGACCACCCGCCGCCACCAUCGUCCGCCGUGCCGGUUAACAUCACCCAAUCUUAGUUGGACCGCGGAGGCCGGACUGGGAUCCGGCAACAACGACCGCUGUUGCGGCCCUCGCCGGCCUCCGGGCCUCGUCAUUACGGAGGACAUCGACUGCGCUUUGGUUUCCGGACCACGCCCGCAGGCCCGGCCGGGUCCGGAUGCGCCAGCUCUGCGGCGCCUGUGCCCAGAGCAGCUAGAGUCGUAGUUAGCGUGCGCUGUGACCCGGCGUGCAUCACGAUCGUUCUCGUCGUACUUUGUAUCUCUUCGUCCUGACACCAAAUUCGAACGGAAUUCCACCAGUUUUACUAUUC
Messenger RNA from Marchantia polymorpha subsp. ruderalis, 3800 nucleotides. The record is from the annotation of a GenBank genome assembly. NCBI's taxonomy places the organism in Eukaryota, Viridiplantae, Streptophyta, Marchantiopsida, Marchantiales, Marchantiaceae.